UGCAAGGACUGGCAUCAAGGAGCUGAGUGGAGAGGCAGCUGGACUUUAAUUAGGUUCAGGGGAACUGAGGGUCUGCUAUCAUGGCGGGAAAGCCCAAGCUUCACUAUAUCAACGCCCGAGGCAGGAUGGAGUGCAUCCGGUGGCUGUUGGCUGCAGCUGGAGUGGAGUUUGAAGAGAAAUUUCUGGAAACUUCAGAAGACUUGGAUAAAUUAAGAAAUGAUGGGAGUUUGCUCUUCCAGCAAGUGCCAUUGGUUGAAAUUGAUGGGAUGAAGCUAGUGCAGAUCAGAGCCAUUCUCAACUACAUUGCCAGCAAAUACAACCUCUAUGGAAAAGACAUGAAGGAGAGAGCGCUGAUUGAUAUGUAUUCAGAAGGCGUGAUAGAUUUGGCUGAAAUGAUCAUGCUUUUCCCGGUGUGCCCACCUGAUCAAAAAGAUGCCAGGAUGACCCUGAUCCGAGAAAGAAUAACAAACCGUUAUCUUCCUGCAUUUGAAAAAGUGUUGAAGGGCCACGGACAAGACUACCUUGUGGGCAACAAGCUGAGCAAGGCUGACAUCCAGCUGGUGGAACUUCUCUACUAUGUGGAAGAGCUGGACCCCAGCCUUUUGGCCAACUUCCCUCUGCUGAAGGCCCUGAAAACCAGAGUCAGCAAUCUCCCUGCCGUGAAGAAGUUUCUGCAGCCUGGCAGCCAGAGGAAGCCUCGCCCAGAUGAGAAAACUAUAGAAGACGCCAGGAAGGUUUUCACAUUUUAAUAAAGCAGGCAGGGCCACUUAGGACACGCAGGACCAAUCUUAUGAAAUUUCCAGCAAUGAAGUUUUUACCUAAGUGUAGAUCCUUGGUGUUGAGGCUAGUAGAUGAUUCCAAAAUUUUAGUGGUCAUUAAAUAAUAAAGCUCCUAUGAGCAGAUUGAGUUACUCUUUUUCAUUAGAAUCAAAUACAAAAUCAGAUUUUCCAUCUCCUUCUAGCCUGUCUCUUUCUUGGAAUUAAAAAUUAAAUACAAAAGGGAAACAUA
Hippopotamus amphibius kiboko is the source of this 1008-nucleotide messenger RNA. RefSeq names its product glutathione S-transferase A1-like. NCBI's taxonomy places the organism in Eukaryota, Metazoa, Chordata, Mammalia, Artiodactyla, Hippopotamidae. Gene Ontology annotation, cellular component: cytosol; extracellular exosome. The transcript has 7 exons. Gene Ontology annotation, molecular function: glutathione transferase activity. Bases 81 to 749 code for a protein of 222 amino acids. The record is from RefSeq and is a predicted model, not a curated record. Gene Ontology annotation, biological process: glutathione metabolic process; xenobiotic metabolic process.